GCGGGUUAGGUUGCGGCGCGGGCGGCGGGCCGUCCUCUUGUGCUGGGGGUCUGCGCGGCCUGCAGUCCCGGGCCCGCGACGCGCCGCCCGCCCGCCCGCCCGCUAUGGAGCCCGGCCCCGACGCCCCAGCCGCCCCCGGCCCUGCCGCCAUCCAGGAGGGCUGGUUCCGAGAGACCUGCAGCCUGUGGCCUGGCCAGGCCCUGUCGCUGCAAGUGGAGCAGCUGCUGCACCACCGGCGCUCCCGGUACCAGGACAUCCUCGUCUUCCGCAGUAAAACCUACGGCAACGUGCUGGUUCUGGAUGGCGUCAUCCAGUGUACCGAGAGGGAUGAGUUCUCCUACCAGGAGAUGAUCGCCAACCUGCCGCUCUGCAGCCACCCCAACCCGCGGAAGGUGCUGAUCAUCGGGGGUGGAGAUGGGGGCGUUCUCCGGGAAGUCCUGAAGCACCCCUCCGUGGAGUCUGUGGUCCAGUGCGAGAUCGACGAGGAUGUCAUUGAAGUCUCUAAGAAGUUCCUGCCGGGCAUGGCCAGUGGCUUCUCCAGCUCAAAGCUGACUCUCCAUGUGGGCGAUGGCUUUGAGUUCAUGAAACAGAACCAAGAUGCCUUCGACGUCAUCAUCACCGACUCGUCGGACCCCAUGGGCCCUGCCGAGAGCCUCUUCAAGGAGUCCUACUACCAGCUCAUGAAGACAGCGCUCAAGGAAGAUGGUAUCCUCUGCUGCCAGGGUGAGUGCCAGUGGCUGCACCUGGACCUCAUCAAGGAGAUGAGGCAUUUCUGCAAGUCCCUCUUCCCGGUGGUGGGCUACGCCUACUGCACCAUUCCCACCUAUCCCAGCGGUCAGAUCGGCUUCAUGCUGUGUAGCAAAAAUCCGAGCACCAACUUCCGGGAGCCCGUGCAGCAGCUGACGCAGGCCCAGGUGGAGCAGAUGCAGCUGAAAUACUAUAACUCAGACAUGCACCGCGCAGCCUUCGUACUGCCUGAGUUCACGCGAAAGGCCCUGAACGACAUAAGCUGAAUCCAGGUGCCGCUGUAACACCACCCGAGACCUCAGUCGGAUUGGACCAAGGAGCUUCCAAGUUGUCAGGGGCCCAGACUCCCAGAUGACUCAUGCCCGCCCACCAACCAAGUGUUACAGGCCCCAGAACGCUGCCUGGCCUGCCCUGCCCUGCCCUGCUGGGUGGACUCAGUCUCUGUGUCUGUCUGUCUCUCUGUCUCUGUGGCGUACAGCCCCACGCCUAUACCAGCUCUGUACAGCACCGCCUAUGUCCUGUGACCCAACAAAAAACAUGUAUUUAUAACAAGCUCA
This is a messenger RNA of Apodemus sylvaticus (European woodmouse), 1304 nucleotides long. RefSeq names its product spermidine synthase (gene Srm). Gene Ontology annotation, cellular component: cytosol. The transcript has 8 exons. The coding region runs from base 105 to 1013 and encodes 302 amino acids. Gene Ontology annotation, molecular function: spermidine synthase activity. Lineage: Eukaryota; Metazoa; Chordata; Mammalia; Rodentia; Muridae. The record is from RefSeq and is a predicted model, not a curated record. Gene Ontology annotation, biological process: spermidine biosynthetic process.